Molecule: messenger RNA, 1946 nt
Organism: Seriola aureovittata
Lineage: Eukaryota; Metazoa; Chordata; Actinopteri; Carangiformes; Carangidae
Product: trypsin
Exons: 5
Coding region: 368-1177 (269 amino acids)
Biological process (GO): proteolysis
Molecular function (GO): serine-type endopeptidase activity
Source: RefSeq, a predicted model, not a curated record
GCUCAGGGGCUGUUUAUACAGUCGGAAAAAAAACUCUCCUUUCAGGGCUUCCAUAAUAUGAUGAUGAUUAAGCUAGGCCCUGAUACUAAUGAAUUAUAGCUCAUUAAGACGUGGUUAUCAUAGGAUUGUAGCCAUUUCUGUAACAUUUCAGUGGCUAAAACAAGAAGAUUGUAAACCUUCUUUCAUUAAUUAGAUGCAAAAAACAAAUUUAAUAUUAAAUAAUAACAAACAAAAAAUAAAAAAAGUUAGGCCAUAAACUUGCACAUGUAUAGCCUAUUGAGGAACUCUACCAUAAUUUUGCAUAAUGCAUUCACUUUUGAGUAAUUAAAACGAGCAAUUAAAUGAAUUGUCACAUUGUAUAUUGUGUAUGAAAGCUGUUAAACAUCAUAUUUCUCCAUUACAGGUUAUAAGUAAAAAUAUGGGUUCACUACGAAGGUGUACUGUGCUGUUGCUUUUGACUUUCUCAGUAUCAGAGGUGUAUGCAGCGAGGAUCAUCGGAGGUCAGGAGGUUUGGCCCUACUCCAUCAAAUAUCAGGCAUCCUUGCAGUCUGAGGACGGCCAACACUACUGUGGGGGAACGUUGGUGCACCCUCAGUGGGUGGUGUCUGCUGCCCACUGCUGGAAACCGAGCAGCCGCAUGAGGGUCGUGUUGAGUGAACACAGCCUGACCACAACAGAAGGAUUUGAACAGAUCUUCAAUGUCUCAAAAAUAUAUGUCCACAACUAUAACUACAAGACAUUCAACAACGACAUCAUGCUCAUUAAGCUGAGCGAGCCGGCACAGCUGAACGCCAACGUCCAGCCAGCUGCUCUGCCUGAUGAAAACACCCCUCAGCUCCACGAUGACGUCUGCACGGUGAGUGGCUGGGGCGUGACAAAGAUUUACAGUUUCUACCUCUCCCCUGUGCUGCGUGCCGUGGACGUGAGAGUGCAGCCUUACUGCAGCUAUUACUACUGGGGCAGGAUCACCUCAAACAUGCUGUGUGCUGGAUCUCGACUGGGUGGCAAAGAUUCCUGCCAGGGCGACUCCGGCGGCCCGCUCAUCUGCAAUGGCUACUUCGAGGGCAUUGUCUCCUGGGGUAUCAGCUGUGCAAACCCAUACUUCCCUGGGGUUUACACCAAAGUGAGGAACUACGUCCAGUGGAUCAAAUGGGUAAUCGACAAUGACACUCCAUAAACAGUCGCCACAAGCCCUGAUGAGCAGACUGCAGAGAUCGACAUUGAUUCAAUUUGAAAACAAACUCACAACCUGAUUCACCACAUUAUUUUCAAUGGCUUUCUUCUUUUUUUUUUUUUGUAUUACUAAUAACAUUCUGUGUGAGUUUUCUAUAGAACUAAAUGUCAACUUAGAGCGAGGGCCAUAAGUCAUUUCUUGGAAAUAUGUUAAUAUGCAAAUAAUUCUGUGAUUUUUAUUCAUGUAUUGCUCUGAAAUGAAAUACAGAAAUAAAUAUAUUAUUAUUAUUAUCAGUAGUAGUAGUAGUUGUAAUAGUAGCAGGUGCAUUAAUUAAUAGAGAUGGGCAACAUGGUUAAAAUCAAUAAUAAUAUUGAAUUAUCGCCCAGCUCUAGUUAUCAAUAUUUUUUAUUUUAACAUUGGAUCAAAAGACUGUAUUUUAUGUGAAAGUGGUCACUCAAGGUCACAAACACCUUUCACAUCACAUUUGGUCAUUGAAUGCAAAUGUAAAUAUAAAAAUAUUCUUUGACACAGAUUUAAUGACAUCAUACUAAAACACUGGGUCGGCGCAUUGACUGGUGAAAGUUUCCUACUGUUCCCACGAGCACUGAAAGACUGAAUAAACCAUCCACAGUGACGAUAUUAAGAUGAUCUGUCUCUCUUAUGAGUUGGUUGUCUGUUUCUGCGUUGAGCAAUCUCUUGCCUUGCCAUUUACAAGAAUGAAUGAAGCCAAUAAAAUGCGAUUCCCACAAACUGCAUCAGUGGCAUUUGUCUA